AUGCAGGAAAAAGUAUUACUGGAUGUGGUGCCUGGUUCACCUCUUGUUGAUUCGUUGAUGCAAGAUGGCAUUUCGGAGUCACAGAAAACAUUUGCUGAUGCUCAUCGACAAGAGGUAUUUGCUAUUAUCGACAUUAUACCUUCGUUUGCAAGCAGUCAGCGUGAUACAGAAAACCAUUUUGAAAGGUUUCGAUACUUGCUUGAUCUAUACCAAGAACAGCCCAGCUUGCUUGAUCCUUUUAUGGAAAUCAUGCUUAAUAAAUUAUUGGCAUAUAUAAAAUUGCUUGACAGCGGAGAGACGAAAUUCGAUGAUGUAUCAAAUGUGGCAUUUGCACUGCUUGCACAUAUAUCAAAAGUUAGAGGAUACAAGGUGUUCCUUUCUCUCCUACCUCACGAAAUGAAAUAUAUGGAGAAAGUACUUUCUUCAUUAGAACGAUAUGCUGGUUCUACGAUGGAUAUGGAUUCCCGCUAUAUACUACUUCUUUGGAUGGUGAUCUUAUGCAAGAAUCCAUUUAAUUUGAACAAAUUUGAAACCAAGAAUGGUUGUAAUAUAUUGGAUAGAAUAGUCUCCAUUACACUACCAUAUCUGUAUCUAAAUACUGAUAGGUGUCAGCGUUCCGCUGCUUUGUUGCUUUCAUUGGUAGUUUCUCGUGGAGAUGCGCGCAAGAAAUAUUUGAAGAAUUUGGUAGGUCGAUGUGUUUUGGCGAUUGAAAAUUGUGAAGGUAAAUGGUCUAUUAACAGUGAACUCGUUGGUAGUCUUCGUUUGCUUGCAGCAAUUCUUAAAAAGGGAGAACGCGAAGACUUAUUAACUGUCGCAGAUCAAGUGCUAAAAGCCUUGCAUCGACUUGGUAGCUUGGAAGACUCAGAUUUCACUAUAAGAAAGUUAACAGUUAAAAUUGUUCAAAGAUUGGGAAUGGUAUUUUUAAAACCAAAGAUUGCGAAGUGGCGUUAUGAUAAUGGGAACCGAAAUCUGGAUUUCAAAAGUAGCGGUUUUGCAAAAUGCCGAGAAUUCAAUGCUUUAGAAGUAGAAUGUUUUGCAGAUGAGGUUUAUGAAGUUCCAUACGCUGAGCUGGAAGUGGUUCUCAAUACAAUUCUAGAAGCAUUGCGUAAUCGCGAUACCGAUAUACGUUGGGCAGGUGCAAAAGGUGUUGGACGAAUUGUAUCUCGUUUGCCGAGACAUCUUGCAAAUGAUGUACUCUGCAAUAUCAUUAAAUUUAAUUUCAAUUUGCAUUCCGGCAAUGCUGCCUGGCAUGGCGGUUGUUUGGCAGUUGCUGAACUUGCAAAGCGCGGCUUUUUGCCCCUCGAGAGACUUCCGGAUAUUGUGAAAAUUCUUUUGAAUGCCUUAGUGUUUGAAGAACCACAAGGACAUCAUGCCUUAGGAGCGAGUGUUCGAGAUGCAGCGUGUUAUAUAUGUUGGUCAUUGGCUCGAGCUUUUCGUCCAGUGGAUUUAAAAAAAUAUAUUGAACAGAUUGCAACAUGCCUUGUUUGUGUAGCUUUAUUUGACAGAGAAGUUAACGUGAGACGAGCUGCUAGUGCAGCAUUUCAAGAAAUUGUUGGUCGGCAAGGUACUUUUCCAAAUGGUAUCGAUAUACUGACGAAAAUCGAUUAUUUUGCUGUUGGACAACGUUGUAAAUCUUAUUUAGAUAUCUCAUAUGAAAUAGCGAAGUAUUCAAUGUACACGCCAGCGAUUAUCAAUCACCUCGUAUCUUUCAAGAUAAUUCAUUGGGAUGAGGAAAUCCGCUUAUUAUCCGCAGAUGCACUUCAUCGCCUUUGUACUUUAGACCCAAGUUUUGUUUCAACUCAGGUCCUUAAGAAGUUAAUGCCAUUGGUCAGUAGUGAAUCACUGGUUAUGCGACAAGGAGGUGUUGUUGCACUGGCAUCCGCUUUAUCAGGUUUGAAAAGAUGUGGAACGUUGCUGGACAAGGACUUGUACGAAAAUGUCGCACAAAUACCCAGUAUGGUCUAUCCUGUGUGUAAGAAAAAAACCCGUUCACUGGGUUCUACAUUAAUGCGACGAGCUAUGAAUGUCUUCAUCAAGUCGUUAUCAUCUGUUAUACCUAAAGAGAUCAUAAAAACUGAAGAUUGGCUUUACUGUUUGGAAUUGAACUUUUGCGACGAAAAUGGAGAUAUCAGAAAAGGAGCAUGUCAGGCAGGAGAAGUCUUUUUCAAACUUUACAUUGAUAGCUCGGGUGCUGAGUUUUUGAUGCUUCGAAUUCGUCAAGUUUAUUUGCCACAGGUCAUCGCUGCUAAAGUGGAAUCAGUUAGAGAAGGGACAGCAGCUCUUCUGAGUGUCAUUCCAAUUGAAGUAUUAUUGCUCCCAACGUCAUCCGAGCCUUUCGCUGCUGAAAUAAUUCGUACACUUACGCUUAUAAUCAAUGGAUCUAGUGCAAUGGAUGCAACUUGGGCUUAUGGACGACGCUCCUGUGUGGAAGCUAUUACGCGCAUUGUUCAUUCAGUUGGGAUUGAAUCGCUGGGCGAUAUUGCUGAACUCCUUGAUUGUCUUAUUAAUUCUUUGGACGAUUAUACAAUGGACAAAAGGGGUGAUGUUGGAAGAGUUCUGCGCGAGGAAGCGAUGAGAGCACUUGCAGUUAUUUUACCUUUAGCGCAAAAUUGCUCGAAAGUUGUUGAUCGUAUUUCCGAAGCAAUUUGUAAAAUAGUUCAACAAUCUGCCGAGAAAAUUGAUGCAACUCGUGAGUGUGCUGCUUUGGUAAUGAAGAGGAUCUUGCAAUCAGGGUUAAAAGAUAUUCAAGAAGAAGAACUUCUAAGAAAAAUUUAUUUGGUUAAUAGUUCGAAUAUGGACUGGAGAUUGUCAUCUUGCUUCAAACGAUUAUCUUUGUUGUUGAACAGUUCUUACUACAGAUAUUCUGCUUUAAGCGGAUUUAUUAUAUCUGCUGGAGGUGUUACGGAAUCUACAAUGCGAGGUGCAUCUGAUGCUUUGCUUUCGGUGAUUUCUGAUAUCCGCGGAUCACGACAAGGAUUGGAAAAUUUUCUCCGAUGUUUUGCAUCUAUUUUAAUCAAUAAUGCUGGCAUAUUGCGUGUGACUCAACCUCUACUUCGUACACUGGAACAGAUUUUGUCAGCACAGCUUCUGCAAUGUUUUGAAGCAGAUCCGGAUUCUUCACCUUCUCUUCGGAAAAUUGUAGAUCGCGUUGCGAUUGUUGUCCGAACUUUACGAUCUCGCUAUCCCAUAAUGCGUCGUAAUACAGCGGAGCAACUUUAUGAAUGCUUGGCCUCCGAAUGUGAUAGCACCAAUGAAGCAGAAAGAAAUAAACGCCUGGAAUUGUUAAAUUUACUUUCAGAAACAAAGUGGAAUAUUACUGGUGAUGAGCAGUACUUCGUAAAAGUGCAACCGAAACGAUCUCGUAUCGACAUUGCUGUUAUAUCUACGGCAACUACCACACCAGAAGAUAUCCUCGCCGCAUUGGAAAGGGAUGAAUCACAAGGAGUAAUCGUUGAUGAAGCAGCUGUUAAACGAAUUGUUAUGCAGCUGGAGAAACGGUGUUUGAGAAAUCGAGAGAUGCGUAUCAAAUACGGCGAUGAACCAGCAAAGUUCAUGGAAAGCGAAGUUGAAUUAAAUGAAGCAGUACAGGAGAUGCACGCAUUAGCAACGCAACCUGACUUAUAUGAAUUGCUUGUUGAUCAUGGCGCAACGGCUACUCUUUUGCAGUUAUUAGCUCACGAAAACUCUGACAUUGUUGCCGCUGUCAUCAAUCUUUUGCAGGAAUUAACAGAUGUUGAUACGUUGAAUGAAGGUGAAGGUGGUGCUGCGAAAUUAAUUGAUGUGUUGGUUGCCGAUCAGUUAAUUGAAACAUUAGUACAGCAAAGCAUUGAACGUUUGGAUGAAACUAUAAAAGACGAAGCCGAUGCAAUACAUAAUGCAUUAUCGGUCGUAGAAAAUGUACUCGAUUUCCGACCAUCAUUUGCUGACAUUUGUGUCGAGCAGGGUUUGUUUGCUUGGCUUCUUCGCCGUGGAACUCAACGAGGAGCUUUGGAUGCGAAUAAGAUGUUUGCUAGUGAAUUGCUGUCUUUGCUUCUUCAGUCAACCGAAUUAGCUAGAAGACGAUUAACUGAAAAAGUUGAUGGCUUCGAUUUGCUGCUUCGUGCUUUGGCCACUUAUAAGCGUCAUGAUCCAGGGAGCGCAGAUGAACGGGAACAUAUGGAGAACUUGUUCAAUGCUGUAUGCGCCGCACUUAUGUAUGCACCAAAUAGACAGAAAUUUCUGGACGGUGAAGGCCUUCAGCUAAUGAAUCUCAUGCUGAGAGAACGUAAGCAAUCACGUGAAAGCGCACUAAAGGUUUUGGAUUACGCUACAAAUGGUGCAGAAGGAAAAUCGAAUUGUGCGAAGUUCAUCGAUAUUCUCGGUUUGCGAACAAUUUUCCCGCUGUUUAUGAGAACUCCAUCAAAGCAGAAAAGGAAAGAUUCAACACCAGAUGAACAUGAAGAGCAUGUUUGUUCGGUUUUGGCAUCUUUAUUGAGGUCUUGUGGUGAAGAGGGGCGUAAUCGAAUUUUUUCGAAAUUUAGCGAACAUGAAUAUGAAAAAGUCGACCGUGCAGUUGAACUCGUUUUAAAAUAUCAGGAACGCGUGGACCGAUUUGAUACUCGUCAGGCUAAUCUGAUGCAGAACAGCAAAUUAUCUGAUGAUGAAAUUGAACAGUUGUACCUGGAUAAGUUGGAUGCUGGUUUGUACACAUUACAACGAAUCAUUUUAAUUCUUGCAGAUAUAUGCUCAAAUGCAAUGCCUGGCUGUCGUAAUCGAGCGGUAAAGCUGUUGCAAAUGCGCACUGGGAAUGGAAAGCUUAGCAAACAUCUUGUGCCGGUCCUUGAAGAAUACGAAAUUAAUUUAGGUGCAGAGGCAGAUGAAGAAAGAAGGCGUACACGUCAGCUUAUUGCACGACUAAAUGGAAUUGAUAAAAACUAG
This is a messenger RNA of Cercopithifilaria johnstoni, 4917 nucleotides long. The record is from the annotation of a GenBank genome assembly. Lineage: Eukaryota; Metazoa; Nematoda; Chromadorea; Rhabditida; Onchocercidae.